GCGGGGAGGCGGCGGGCAGCGGCGGCCGAGCCGGGGGUGCGGGGGCCGGGGCGGGCCCCGCCGCGUAGCCCCCUCCAUGCGCCUCGCCGGCGGCGCCGGCUCCCCCCGGGCGGCGCCUUCGCCCGGGAACGGCAGCCGGUGGCGGGCGGCGGAGCCCGGUGGUGGCGGCGGCGGCGACAGCAGCCCCAGCCCCGAGGCGUGGUCGGGGUCGCCCAACGGCAGCCUGGGCGGCUGGGACCCCUUCGGGCGGGACGAGGAGCUGGCGAAGCUGGAGAUCGCCGUGCUGGCCGUCACCUUCGCCGUGGCGGUGGUGGGCAACGGCAGCGUGCUGCUGGCCCUGCGGCGCACGCCCCGCAAGGCGUCCCGCAUGCACCUCUUCAUCCGCCACCUCAGCCUGGCCGACCUGGUGGUGGCCUUCUUCCAGGUGCUGCCCCAGCUCUGCUGGGAGGUGACCCACCGCUUCCACGGCCCCGACGGGCUCUGCCGCGUCGUCAAGCACCUGCAGGUCUUCGGCAUGUUCGCCUCGGCGUACAUGCUGGUGGCCAUGACCGCCGACCGCUACAUCGCCGUCUGCCACCCGCUGAAGACGCUGCAGCAGCCCACCAAGCGCUCCUACGGGAUGAUCGCGGCCGCCUGGGCGCUCAGCCUGCUGCUCAGCACCCCCCAGUACUUCAUCUUCUCCCUCAGCGAGGUGGAGCGCGGCUCGCAGGUCUACGACUGCUGGGCGCACUUCAUCAUGCCCUGGGGGCCCCGCGCCUACAUCACCUGGAUCACCGGCGGCAUCUUCGUCGCCCCCGUCCUCAUCCUCGUCACCUGCUACGGCUUCAUCUGCUACCACAUCUGGCGCAACGUCCGGGGCAAGACGCGCCCGGGGGAGGCGGCGGCGGCGGCGGCGGGCAGCGGGCGGCGGGCGGGCGGCGGCGGGCGGCGGGGGCUGCUGCUCGCCCCCUGUGUCAGCAGCGUUAAGACCAUCUCCCGCGCCAAGAUCCGCACCGUCAAGAUGACCUUCGUCAUCGUCUCGGCGUACGUCGUCUGCUGGGCGCCCUUCUUCACCAUCCAGAUGUGGUCCGUUUGGGACCACCACUUCCCCUGGGUCGAUUCUGAAAACACUGCGACUACCGUCACGGCUCUGUUGGCCAGCCUGAAUAGUUGCUGUAACCCCUGGAUCUACAUGUUUUUCAGCGGGCACCUCCUGCAAGACUGCAUACAGAGCUUCCCUUGCUGCCAAAAAAUAAAGCAAACGCUGAGUAAAGAAGAUUCAAACAGCAACAGCAGGCGACAGACUUCUUUCACCAACAACAGAAGCCCGACCCACAGCUUGAACACCUGGAGAGAGUCGCCCCACUCCAAAUCGACCAGCUUCAUCCCCAUUCCAACCUGAGGGUGGCCCCGUGGGCAGGCAGGGCUUCCAGCCCCACAACGGCGCUUGGGAUGGCUACGGCAUAGCACUUUACGCUGGUCACAGGCACCAGUCGCGGUAACAAGGAAUGACUAAGGCGGCCAUAAGACAAGAACGUGCCGCGUUGCUCGAUAAGCUAUUCUGCAGCGUGUGAAGUAUUUUAUGAGAGGUAUUUAGGACUUGGGCAACUGUUCAGGAAGGCGUGACAAUAAAGCAAUUAUUUUUCUAAAUAGAAUUCAUUAUUUUAAUUUUUUUGUUUGUUUCUAAAAUAUUAAAUGCAUUGUUUGCUUGUUGUGCAGAGCAGUAAAAGUAGUGGAGUUGGCGUGUGUUGGAGUGACUCCGCUUUCUAGCGUUAGUGCCUAAAACUUCUCAUGAUUGUUCAAUGAAGUCACAGGGAAAGGUGAUGAUAAGAACAAGAUCACAAUUUAGUCUUAAACACAAAAAGAAAAGAGUUGGGAGAAAGUCCCGGCUGUCCAGAUAAGGAACAUGGUUAGACAGGAUCUCUGUUAUUGGGAAUUUAAUUGUUUUAUCUUGUAAAGGUCUAGCAAUUCUCAGUUAAUGAAAUUUAACAGCCCGUGUGAGGCAAAUCCUUCAGUGCUGUUCAUGUCUCUAUGUGUAUUGUGGGGUUUCAUUUUUAGGGUGACGUUUCCUCUUCCCUUCAUGUUGGUGGAAGUUACACAGCAUGUUUUUUUUGUGUGCCGUUGCACCUACCGUGAUUUUUUUAAACUAAUUUUUAAAAAUAUAUUGAUAAAUAAGUAGGAUAAGCUAUGACUAGCUCAGCACUGUUGCAAACAGAUACACCAAGAAAACCCAUUGUGACUACCAGAACCACUUGCUUUACGGGUAACAAUUGCAUCUUUUCUUUUUACUUCACUAAAACAGCUGGGAUUUAGUCACAUUUGGUUGUCAAGAAAAUAACCCCAUAAAUUCAGGGGAAUGUGGCUGUUUGGUAAGAGCUGAAGAAUCAGUAUAUUCCGUGACACAGAUCAUAGAAUCAAACUUGUAAGUCUUCUGGGAACUGAUAAAAAUUGUCAGUGCUCUUGUUUAUUUAUUUUUGGGGUGAUCAUGACAAUAUAGGCUUUGAAAUUGCCAGUAAACUGCAACAAAAUCUCAUCACAACACAUUUACUAAUUACAAAGCAUUCGAGGUGUGCUUGUUUUCACUACAAUGCACGGCAAGUCAAACGUAGUUCCUACAG
This is a messenger RNA of Chroicocephalus ridibundus (black-headed gull), 2597 nucleotides long. RefSeq names its product arginine vasopressin receptor 1A (gene AVPR1A). NCBI's taxonomy places the organism in Eukaryota, Metazoa, Chordata, Aves, Charadriiformes, Laridae. Gene Ontology annotation, molecular function: peptide binding; vasopressin receptor activity. The record is from RefSeq and is a predicted model, not a curated record. Gene Ontology annotation, cellular component: plasma membrane. Gene Ontology annotation, biological process: G protein-coupled receptor signaling pathway; regulation of systemic arterial blood pressure by vasopressin; positive regulation of vasoconstriction. The coding region runs from base 77 to 1381 and encodes 434 amino acids. The transcript has 2 exons.